AUGGAGGCCCCCCUCUUCGUCACUGACCAUAGAGUCCAGGUCCUCCGAGAACAAAGACGAAUGUGGACCUUAGGAGGACCUGAAAAGAAGCGGAAGUGAAGAAGGCGUAUCCUGGCUGCCUCUUAGCAACGCCAGGGGGUCACGUGACACAACCAGCUGACUCAGGUGGCGCAAGACUCAGUGGCUGGGCUUGUUGCAGCCACGAUUGCCCGGCCAGGGACCCGGGCCGAACAGUCAUCGUCAGAAUGUCGGGCAAAGACCGAAUUGAAAUCUUUCCCUCGCGAAUGGCACAGACCAUCAUGAGGGCUCGGUUAAAAGGAGCACAGACGGGUCGAAACCUCCUAAAGAAAAAAUCUGACGCCUUAACUCUUCGAUUUCGACAGAUCCUUAAGAAGAUAAUAGAGACUAAAAUGUUGAUGGGUGAAGUGAUGAGAGAAGCUGCCUUUUCACUUGCUGAAGCCAAGUUCACAGCAGGGGACUUCAGCACCACAGUAAUCCAAAAUGUAAAUAAAGCCCAAGUGAAGAUUAGAGCAAAGAAAGAUAAUGUAGCAGGUGUUACUUUGCCAGUAUUUGAACAUUACCAUGAAGGAACUGACAGUUAUGAACUGACUGGUUUAGCCAGAGGUGGCGAACAGUUGGCUAAACUGAAGAGGAAUUAUGCCAAAGCAGUGGAACUACUGGUGGAACUAGCUUCGCUGCAGACUUCCUUUGUUACUUUGGAUGAAGCUAUUAAGAUAACCAACAGGCGUGUAAAUGCCAUUGAACAUGUCAUCAUUCCCCGGAUUGAACGUACCCUUGCUUAUAUCAUCACAGAGCUGGAUGAGAGAGAGAGAGAAGAGUUCUAUAGGUUAAAGAAAAUACAGGAGAAGAAAAAGAUUCUCAAGGAAAAGUCUGAGAAGGACUUGGAACAACGGAGGGCAGCUGGAGAGGUGAUGGAGCCUGCUAAUCUUCUGGCUGAAGAGAAGGAUGAGGAUCUUCUCUUUGAAUAAUCUUUUCUGCUGAUUCUUUCAGAAGGCCUAACAUGGCAUCAUUUUAAUGCACGGUGUGUAGGUUUGGUAUGUGUGGCUAUUUAAUUUUUGGCCUAAGAAUUUCACCAGUUGUAAAAUUCCCUGAUGUCCGUUUAUGGGAUUACCUUUGCAGAAUCAUAGUUCAGCAACCAUUUAUCACCAAUGAGAUUUGUAGAACCUGCCCAGAGACUUAUAGAAUUUAUUCUGCGAAGUGUCACCCUACUGCACUUACAUGUCUGUUGCAAGUGAUCUGCUUACCAACAUAUUAAGAAAUUCCCCUAAGGAAACAGCAGUGGUCUCAGGCCAACACAUGUAGGAAAGCUACUGCUGGAACACCCUUUGUUCCUACCGACUUGCACACCAUUGUCUGAGAUUGCUGCAGCCAUCCUUGUGUUAGUUACUGUGGGACUUCUCUCCUCAAGCUUUAUGAAAACCUUCACUUAUUCUUCCUUGAAUGACAGGUCUGUCUUGUCUGUCAUGGGAACAGUUCUGCCAAUUCAAAUGUGACUAUGGUAAUAAACAGUAAAAUGAUUUAAAAAUGAGUUGUUCCUUUUUAAUGAAUUUACUGCUAAGUUGUGUUCUUAUGCUCAGAUCACCACAUGGGAUUGGCAUCCAAAAAGAGCUUUCUCUGCAGACAUGUAUGUAGUGGGUAGCUUCCCUUUUUCCCCCCUUCAUAUUUCAGUGUUUUUUACUAAUAAACUUACUGAGGUGAGUGAUUGAUUGUUGAAUUCUGGGAUACUAAUAAAUAUGAUUGAUUGCCAAUGA
This is a messenger RNA of Balaenoptera musculus (blue whale), 1772 nucleotides long. It is a transcript of the gene ATP6V1D, whose product is annotated as ATPase H+ transporting V1 subunit D. Gene Ontology annotation, molecular function: proton-transporting ATPase activity, rotational mechanism. Gene Ontology annotation, cellular component: proton-transporting V-type ATPase complex. The transcript is spliced from 10 exons. The record is from RefSeq and is a predicted model, not a curated record. NCBI's taxonomy places the organism in Eukaryota, Metazoa, Chordata, Mammalia, Artiodactyla, Balaenopteridae. The coding region runs from base 246 to 989 and encodes 247 amino acids.